AUGAUUUGUCUUUGUGGACGCUCCAUUCAUGAGGAUCUUCGCUCGAAAGUCGACGGCUCGACGAAAUGUCUCGAUUACGAUACAUGGCAGGACUUCUCCACAGACAAUCAGAAUAAGAGGAUGCUUUCGUACCAUACUUUCAGAAGGAUGGUCGAUUCACUUUUGAAUGAAUCAGCUACAGAUGCUGUUAAUCUUCUCCGAACAGAUUUUAUUGGGUAUCUCGGCGAUAUAUCUAUCACAGACAUGGAACAACAGAGAUUGGCAGACUUCCUAACUGCAGAAGGGGUGCUGAUAAGACUUGAUGGCAGUAACUACCGUAUGGCCUCAGCAUUCAUUGACUCGUUUGUGAGGAGAUAUAUUAUCCCAUUAAAAUAUCCUCACGCUCCUUCAGAGUCACCCCCAAAGAAAAGAGGAGGAUCAUUGGAUAUUCUAGAGAUUAUGAAGAUUGCUCUUCGAUUUUUCGAUAAAGACUUGAUUUUGCAGGCGGAAGAUCGAUCAUACAAAAGUUCGGGAGAACAUGUCCCUCGAGAAAGCGUCUAUGACACGGAAUUGAUGAGAGUUCUCACCAACUGGCUAAACAAAACAAAAAAAUAUGAGAUCAUUGGCCAGUGGCACCUCCGUGAGCGUGAGGACCACAAAUAUAGUGACAUUGUCAUCAAGAAAGCAGGAAAACCUACGGUUGUUAUCGAGCUUUUGGCUACAGGGAGUCAAACUUCUAUUAAGGACCAUAUCAGCAAGACGCUAACUUACAAACGUUUACUCCCAGCAGAAGAAGCUUGGGUUGUUCAUUUUACCU
Molecule: messenger RNA, 796 nt
Organism: Lobosporangium transversale
Lineage: Eukaryota; Fungi; Mortierellomycota; Mortierellomycetes; Mortierellales; Mortierellaceae
Exons: 2
Source: RefSeq, a predicted model, not a curated record